CUUUUUCUCUUCGUGAUUUGGAACUUCGAGCUCUACAUGAUCCCACUGGUGCUCUUGCUGCUGUUGGCAUGGAACUACUUCUUGAUCGUAUCAGAGAAAGACAACAGACAACAUGAUCCAGUAGUGGAGGACAUGCUAGAGGACGAUGAAGAAGAGGAUGACAGAGAUGACAAGGACAAUGAGAAAAAAGGAUUUAUUAACAAACUUUAUGCUAUCCAGGAGGUAUGUGUCAGCGUCCAGAAUGUCCUUGAUGAAGCAGCUUGCUUUGGAGAAAGGAUAAAGAAUAUGUUCAACUGGACUGUCCCGUUCUUAAGCUGGCUGGCAAUUGCUGCCCUCUCCGUGUUCACAAUCGUCCUGUAUUUCAUUCCACUGAGAUACAUUGUCCUUGUCUGGGGUAUCAAUAAAUUUACAAAGAAGCUUCGAAGUCCAUAUGCAAUUGAUAACAACGAGCUACUUGACUUUCUGUCCAGAAUUCCCUCAGAUGUACAAGUGGCGCAGUAUCAUGAACUGAAACAAGAUCCCAGUCACAGCCCAAGCAAGAAGAAGAAAAACAAUCCUGGCUAG
Tinamus guttatus (white-throated tinamou) is the source of this 564-nucleotide messenger RNA. Lineage: Eukaryota; Metazoa; Chordata; Aves; Tinamiformes; Tinamidae. The record is from RefSeq and is a predicted model, not a curated record.